AUGGAGUUGUGCAAAUGGACCUCCAAUAGUGCAGAGUUGAUUAAGAGACUGCCGGAGGUCCAAUUCAAAGAGACGGUCACAAACGUGACAGCUGAGGGCAAGUCAGCCACGAAAGCCUUAGGGGUGAUCUGGGAUCCCGCGUCGGACAAAUUCAGGUUUGAUCCGGCGCAGGUACUCAGAGAAGCCCGCGAAAUUGGUGACAGACCCACCAAACGGAAGCUUUUCAGCCUGGCACUGAAGAUCUUUGACCCUUUGGGUCUCAUCGCUCCGGUGACGUUGGUGGGGAAACUCAUCAUGCAAAAGGUGUGGUUGGCGGGCUCAGGAUGGGAUGAGCCCAUUCCAAUCGAGGUGAUACCUCAUUGGAAAACAUUCAUUGAUGGAAUAACAGAGCUGAGGAAUACCUGUCAACCCCGAUGGUCGGGAGAUCAUGAAGGGAGACUCCAUCUUUUCUGCGACGCAAGUAACGACGCCUACAGUGUGGUGGCGUACUUGCAGAGAAUCGAUGGGGAAGACCCAGUGAUGCUGUGCAGCAAAACGAGAGUAGCGCCGGACCCUAAGAAAUCAGUCUCGAUCCCGAGGCUGGAGCUUCUGAGUGGGUUACUGGCUGCGAGGCUCGGGAGCUACGUCGAGAAAGCGACGGAAACAGUCAUCAAGAGAAAACUUCUGUGGACCGACUCGGCGAUAGCCUUCUGGUGGAUGAAGGGCGAGGCUGGUCGGUGGAAGCAGUUUGUUUACAAUAGGGUGACAGAGAUAAGACAGACAGUGGAAACUGAAGAAAUCAGGCACUGCCCAGGGUUACAAAACCCGGCGGUCGUAGCAUCCAGAGGAGCUACGGCCGCGCAGUUAAACGCACAAAAGAGUUGGUGGACUGGCCCAUCUUGGAUGGGGAAAGAGAAGGAGUGGCCCCAGUCACCAAGCUCAGCGACCGAGCUCCAAUUACAGGAGGUCUCGGUCGAAGAAAAGACAGUCGAAGUAACGCAAUGCGCGAUAUCAAUCGAAGCAAAGUGGUACGAAAGAUUCAGCUCCAUGCGAGUCAUGGUAAGAGUCUUGGCCACGAUGCUAAGGGCGAUAAGAAAAAUUCAAAGGCCAAGAUAG
Messenger RNA from Daphnia magna, 1095 nucleotides. RefSeq lists its product as uncharacterized. The coding region runs from base 1 to 1095 and encodes 364 amino acids. The transcript has a single exon. NCBI's taxonomy places the organism in Eukaryota, Metazoa, Arthropoda, Branchiopoda, Diplostraca, Daphniidae. The record is from RefSeq and is a predicted model, not a curated record.